AUUUUUAGAAAAACGACAACUACAAAAACUUUUCCAGCAGAUUUUAAUGCCGUCCAAAGAAAAUCUUUAUCUUUUUGAUUUUCACAAAACUACAAAAGGGUGAUGACUUUCUUGUUCUAGGCAAAUGGUUGACCAAAAUGAGAUCUUUUCUUGUAUAAAAUGUGAUCAGAUCUCAAGAAAAACAAAUCUCACAAAUAUUUUUAUUUUUUAUCAUAAAAAGUUCAUUUCAGAAUGGUUUCUGCAGAAACUGAUCCUAAUAGUUCAGCAAAGAUCAAAUUAAUUGAUGGAAGAAACUUGGCUUACAAAGAAAGAGGUGUUCCUAAAGACAAAUCAAAUUACAGAAUUAUUAUGGUUCAUGGCUUUGACAGCUCCAAAGAAAGAGACUUUCUUGCACCUAAGGAACUUAUGAACAAAAUGGGAAUAUACAUUGUUCAAUUUGAUAGAGCUGGAUAUGGAGAAAGUGAUCCAAAUCCAAAAAGAUCACUAAGAAGUGAAGCAUCUGACAUUGAGGAAUUAGCUGAUCACUUGGAAUUAGGAUCCAAAUUCUACAUAAUUGGUUUUUCAAUGGGAUCUUACCCAACUUGGAGUUGCAUCAAACACAUCUCACAUAGGUUAGCAGGGGUAGCAUUUGUGGUUCCCAUAGUCAAUUACCAAUGGCCCUCUUUACCAGAUUCUCUAACAAAGGACGAUGAACGGAAGAGGUGGUACAAAAGGAUGACGUUGGUUGCAAGAUAUGCUCCUAGAUUAUUGCAUUGGUGGUUGAUUCGAAAAUCAUCGCUCUCAUCCUCAGCUGAUAAUUCAAAACCUACAUACUUCACUGCCAAGGACUUAGAACUUUUGAAGAAUGCACCUGGAUUUCAAUUUCUUACCUCGGAAAAGCUAAAGAGCAGAAGUGUUUUCAACAACCUUUGCAGCGACUUCCUUGUGGCUUUUAGUAAAUGGGAUUUUGAUCCUUUGACGCUUAGCAAUCCUUUUCCUGAAAAAGAUCAAAAUUUUGUUCACAUAUGGCAUGGCUGUGAAGACAAAUUUAUUAAUUUGAAACUACAAAGACAUGUCUCAGAAAGAUUACCUUGGAUUCAAUAUCAUGAAGUUCCUGACGGCGGACAUUUGUUGAUCUAUGAUACUAUAGUCUGUGAAGCCAUCUUAAAGUCUCUUUUGCUUGGAGAGGACACACCACUCUAUACACCUAAUUUUUCUUAGCAAGUGUCACACCCCUUUUUCACCAAGCUUUUCUGGUCUUUGUAAAAUGGGAAACAGAAAGAGCUUCGCGAUAAUGUUAGGUGCAAAUUCAUUGUUAAAAAAAAACUCUUUUCUUACACUUAACCAUUCCUGUUUUCCAUUUUUCAAAGACCCAACGGAGUUUAGUGAAAAAGAGGUGUGACACUAAGACAUUAAGUUCUAGUUCUCAAUGACUUUCUGUUAUGUCAAGUUCUCCUCACUCGAAAAAUCUUUUACCCCAUCAGCCUUAAGACGUCGCAGCUGGACAUUUUCUUUUUAGAACUUGCAGCUGUAAUACAUAACUUUCUAGAUAGCCUUGUGGCUAGUAAUUCAUUUGUGUGAUCUGUAGAAAAUCUGCAGACACCAUUCAUGUCAAAAUACUGAGCUGCCAUCAAAGAAAACCAAGUUUCACAUGAA
Molecule: messenger RNA, 1635 nt
Organism: Nicotiana tabacum (common tobacco)
Lineage: Eukaryota; Viridiplantae; Streptophyta; Magnoliopsida; Solanales; Solanaceae
Source: RefSeq, a predicted model, not a curated record